Molecule: messenger RNA, 837 nt
Organism: Elephantulus edwardii (Cape elephant shrew)
Lineage: Eukaryota; Metazoa; Chordata; Mammalia; Macroscelidea; Macroscelididae
Gene: DNASE1L2
Product: deoxyribonuclease I-like 2
Exons: 7
Coding region: 1-837 (278 amino acids)
Biological process (GO): DNA catabolic process
Cellular component (GO): nucleus
Molecular function (GO): DNA nuclease activity
Source: RefSeq, a predicted model, not a curated record
AUGAGUGGGCCAUGGGCCCUCCUGGCCGCGCUCUGGGCACUGGGGGCCACCAGGGCCACAGCGCUGCGCGUUGGAGCCUUCAACAUCCAGAGCUUUGGCGACAACAAAGUGUCCGACCCAGCCUGUGGUGGUGUCAUCGCACAGAUCCUGGCUGGCUAUGACAUCGCGCUGGUGCAGGAGGUUCGGGACCCAGACCUGAGCGCUGUGUCUGUGCUCAUGGAGCAGAUAAACAGUGUGUCCACGCACAAGUAUGCUUUCGUGAGCAGCGAGCCUCUGGGCCGGGACCAGUACAAGGAGAUGUACCUGUUUGUGUACAGAAAGGAUGAGGUGUCUGUCGUGGACACAUACCAAUACCCUGACCCGCAGGACGCCUUCAGCCGUGAGCCUUUUGUGGUCAAAUUCUCUGCCCCACGCUCUGCUGCCAAGGAGUUGGUGUUGGUUCCUUUGCAUGCAGCACCGCGGAACGCAGUGGCAGAGAUUGAUGCCCUCUACGACGUGUACCUGGAUGUGAUCGACAAGUGGAACACCGAUGACAUCCUGUUCCUGGGUGAUUUCAACGCAGAUUGCAACUACGUGCGGGCGCAGGACUGGACUGCCAUCCGCCUGCGCAGCAGUGAGGUCUUCAAGUGGCUCAUACCGGAUAGCGCUGACACCACGGUGGGCAACUCAGACUGCGCCUAUGACCGCAUCGUGGUCUGCGGUGCGCACCUGCGGCGGAGUCUGAGGCCACAAUCCGCUGCGGUGCACGACUUCCAGGAGGAAUUCGGCCUGGACCAGGCUCAGGCUCUGGCCAUCAGUGACCACUUCCCUGUGGAGGUGACCCUCAAGUCCAGCUGA